Molecule: messenger RNA, 945 nt
Organism: Zingiber officinale
Lineage: Eukaryota; Viridiplantae; Streptophyta; Magnoliopsida; Zingiberales; Zingiberaceae
Product: nuclear nucleic acid-binding protein C1D-like
Exons: 6
Coding region: 52-678 (208 amino acids)
Biological process (GO): regulation of gene expression; maturation of 5.8S rRNA
Cellular component (GO): exosome (RNase complex); nucleolus
Molecular function (GO): DNA binding; RNA binding
Source: RefSeq, a predicted model, not a curated record
GGAGGCUCGUUUCUUGUUCUCUCUCUCGGCGGCGAAAAGUACUAGAGAAUUAUGGGCGGCGGCGGUGGCGGAGAAUCGACGGAGAGCGCCGUCGUUCCAAGGGCGUCCCUGGACGCCGUCGGAGAUACCUUAGCGGCCGUCGACGAGCUUCAGUCUCAUCUCCGCCAGGCUCUCGCUCUUGCCGACCCCGACGUCCUCGCAGAGCUCCCCCCUCUCCACCGCGCCCGCGCCUUUCUCGUCCUCGCGCGGGCUGCCUCCACUCUCGUCCAAGUGAGAUUGAGGUGCGACGGAAUUCGAUCAGACCAACAUCCCAUUGAGAAAGAGCUGGAUAGGUUAACCUUGUAUCAAGAGAAACUAGGACGUUAUGACGACUGGAGUAAUGCACCUUUGCGGCCUUCAGCUCGGUUGAAUUCCCAAGCGGCCACGCGUUUUAUAGGUCAUUCACUACCUGACCUGACUCCCGAACAGAGGAAAAAUCUGCAAGAUCUCAGUCGAGGGAAUUUUGUCAGGAGGCCACCUUACCACAAUAGGGCAAAAAAGAAGCAUAAACCGAAUAAACAAUCUGCCCGUGCUGCUGCGCAGGAGUUUCUAGAGAAAGCAGCACGAGAGCUGCUUUUUGCUUGUGAGCCUGGUGUGAAGGGGCCCUUGCAAGUUACAGCUGACCAGGAUGAUGAUUAGAUUGGUCAACAUUUGCUUACGAGGUAUUAUAGAGAGAAUCCACCUACCUUGUGCCAGUCCUCAAUGUUGUUUCAGCAACUGGGUUGAAGUGGUGAUCAGUGGCCUCCCAUGAUAAGCUUAAGCAAACAUCUAUGGAGCAAUGUGAUUCUUUUUCUCAGAUGUAUUUAUUGUGUUUGUCUUACCUCAUUAAGUGAAAUUCAAGUAAUAUUGAUAUGUUUUUUUGUAGCCUUAACAGUGGUCUCAGUAUUGUUCCUGCCGCCAUCGCCA